This is a messenger RNA of Akanthomyces muscarius, 885 nucleotides long. RefSeq lists its product as uncharacterized. The transcript has a single exon. The record is from RefSeq and is a predicted model, not a curated record. Bases 1 to 885 code for a protein of 294 amino acids. NCBI's taxonomy places the organism in Eukaryota, Fungi, Ascomycota, Sordariomycetes, Hypocreales, Cordycipitaceae. Gene Ontology annotation, cellular component: cytosol.
AUGGCAACUGUUAUCGUAAAGCUCGGUGGCGCCGCCAUCACAGACAAGUCGGUCCGGGACACGCUCUCAGACAACAUCGACAGCCUACUAGACAGCAUCGCGCACGUCUACCAUCAGAUACUACACCCGAGCGGUCGCCGUCUCAUUCUGAUCCACGGCGCAGGCAGUUUCGGGCACCCACCCGCAAAGAAGUAUCAGGUCAAGGCGGGGUGGACGACAGGGCUAGAUGAGGCUGGCGGCGGAGAUGUCAAGUUUGGCAUGGCGCUGACCAGGCAGCGCGUGCUGCAGCUACACCUCCAAGUAAUUCAGAGGCUGCACGAGCGGGACCGCAUGCCCGUCUUGUCGGUAUCGACAUACGAUACAGUAGACACGGACACCGGAGCCGUAACGGCGGGGUCCAGCGCUCGGCUGGUGGCGCGUGUGCAGCAAGUCCUGGACGCAGGCUUUGUGCCGCUGUUGUUUGGCGAUGCCGUAUUUGACCAUACCCUGGGCUGUACUAUUCUGUCCGGGGAUGCACUCAUGUACCAUCUUGCUGAGCGCUUGCCGGCUGUUUUGCGUUGCGUGUUUGUCACGGAUGUGGCGGGAAUAUUCACGCAGGAUCCGAAGGGCUUUCCUGAUGCGACGCUCAUCAAGACGAUGCGCUGCAGUGAAUCAGAUGGCAGCAGGGCAAUAGAUAAGGACGACUCGGCAGCGAGUGUGGACGACGUCACUGGCGCGAUGCGGAGCAAAUGGCAGUGGGCGAAGCGCAUCGUCACUGAUGCAAAGCAGGUGCAGGAAGUGCUGAUAUGUCAGGCGUCGGACUCAUCAAGUGCCAUUGGAUAUGAAGCAAAUGAUCCAAGCGAAGCUUCUCCAGAGAAUGCUAAUUGGACUACUAUUAUUCGGUAG